Messenger RNA from Phytophthora sojae, 162 nucleotides. RefSeq lists its product as hypothetical. The transcript has 2 exons. The annotation marks the transcript as partial. Lineage: Eukaryota; Oomycota; Peronosporomycetes; Peronosporales; Peronosporaceae. The record is from RefSeq and is a predicted model, not a curated record.
UUCAAGGAGCUGUGGCGUAUCCUUCGCCGGAGUGGAUGGACAUCGAAGCCUCCGCCACUGGGUGCCUGCCAAAAGGCGACGGAAUAUCGCUACAUUCGACCUGGAUGUAGUAUGAAAGAUCAAGAAGGCGAAGACUUUUUUGUGGGCGAAGAAGCCCUCGUG